Necator americanus (New World hookworm) is the source of this 417-nucleotide messenger RNA. RefSeq lists its product as uncharacterized. The record is from RefSeq and is a predicted model, not a curated record. The coding region runs from base 1 to 417 and encodes 138 amino acids. NCBI's taxonomy places the organism in Eukaryota, Metazoa, Nematoda, Chromadorea, Rhabditida, Ancylostomatidae. The transcript has a single exon.
AUGGGAGUGAAAGUUGACGACAGAUAUUUACAACAUCUUCGUUUCGCUGAUGACAUCGUUCUUAUAACAAGAAGCAUCAAUCAGGCGGAAAGGAUGCUGGCCGAAUUUUAUGAAACAUGUAAAAAGAUCGGUUUUCGGCUGAACCUAGACAAGACAAUGUUUGUGAGGAACGGAUGGGUUUCUGAUGCCCCUUUCACGCGCAACGGAAUGAACAUAUCCGAAUGCUCCAGCUAUGUAUAUCUAGGUUCGGAAAUCAACAUUAUGAACGACAGGACCUUCGAGCUGGGCAGAAGGAAACGAGUGGCUUUCAAGAGGAGCAUUCAAGGGCAACAAGGAUGUAGUGAAGAAGACCAGGAACACCCGGUUCACUGCUCACCUCUUCAACACCGUAUUUCCUGCUUUGACCAAUGCUUCUGA